Molecule: messenger RNA, 231 nt
Organism: Ostertagia ostertagi
Lineage: Eukaryota; Metazoa; Nematoda; Chromadorea; Rhabditida; Trichostrongylidae
Source: the annotation of a GenBank genome assembly
AUGCUAUCGAUUUUACGGAAUAAUUCAGCUGUUUUUAGGAAGUUCAAUUUACCGCGAAAUGUUCAACCGGAAGGAGUGUCAAGCAAGCUGACCAGUGAUGGAACCCUCACGAUUGAGGCCAUUCCCUUGAAACCAAAGGAAGGCUCACCUGCACGUGCGAUUCCAAUCAAAAUUGUGGGAAGUGGAGCGCCGCCAGCUCCUACGGAAACCAAAACGGAGGAAGCCAAAUAA